Marchantia polymorpha subsp. ruderalis is the source of this 1267-nucleotide messenger RNA. The record is from the annotation of a GenBank genome assembly. NCBI's taxonomy places the organism in Eukaryota, Viridiplantae, Streptophyta, Marchantiopsida, Marchantiales, Marchantiaceae.
GCGCCUCGAUUCGUGAGCAUGCUGAUGCUGUGAGCGUCGGGGGCCUCGGGAAGUUUGAGCUUCGAUUCGAGCGGGGCGGGCCGAUUCGAAGCGAUGGCUGCGGCGUCCGUCGGAGCUAGCGUGACGCGCGCUGUCGCACCUCGCUGCUCCUCGUCGCCGAAUUCUUCGUCCGUUCCAGCGUUUGCGCGCAAUGUGGGCUUCGGAAGGUCUUCCAGUUGGGGCGCAGUGCAUCUUGAGCGAAUUCCUGUGACAUCCAGAAACGCCAGGACUCUGCACCCGUGCGGCUUGGCAGUCGCAUCUAUGAGGGAUGCGGAACAACUGGUGCAAUCAGGAGUUGUCCGCAACGUGGGGCCAGAGGAAGUGUCAGCCCUUCUGUCCCAGGGAGGAUACAAGAUGUUGGACGUCCGGCCCAUGUGGGAGCGAGAGAAGGCUUAUGUGGCUGGUUCGUAUCAUGUCCCUCUCUUCAUUGCAGACGAGAGCACGGGGCCCUUAACUGCUCUGAAGAAGGCAAUACAGCUGGGCCAGGGCGGAUGGUGGGUUGGACUGAAACUCACCAUCAGGAACGAGAACUUUUUGGAGCAAGUGCAGGCCACAGUUCCUGAUGGAGAGAAGCUGCUCGUUGUUUGCGGAGAGGGAUUGAGAUCCUUGCUUGCCAUAGAAGAGCUCUCAGACGGCGGAUACGAACAGCUGGCGUGGGUUAGGGGAGGUUUUAACAAUGUCAGGGACGACGCAAUCGAAAAUGUGGAAGGACCUAUGAGGCUGCGAUUUGCCACUCUCGGGGGUGUUUCUGAAUACUUGUUGAAAAUAGCUCUUUACUUUCAAAAGUUUAGUGAUCCGAGUACAAAUUCAGGGUCAGACUCUAGCUCAGAAAACAGAUGAUAUGGCAUGAUUGUGAUGUUAGUUCGAGCUUCUGUAGACUCUGCCAAAAGUCAGGUAAGUGAAGUGAUAUUCUGACUUUAUCAUAAACGUGCAGACAUUCUGAAUUUAGCAUGAGCAUGCUUCAAAACAAGCUCCGAGUUCAGCUUGAGAUAUUCUUUAUUGAAUACUCGUCGGGUGUCAAAGUAGAAUUUCCGACAUGACUAGUGUAACAGUAAUCAGAUGUUAGAGUAUGAUACUUCUUAAGUAGCUUAAAAGAUAUGUAAACAUAGCCCGAUUUAUGCUUAAGCCAUGCCGCAAUUUAAAGAAACAUUCGUCUCCUCAAUUGUCAUUGAAUCGAGAUGGUUCGCAAUUUGUAUCUGUAAACAACUACGGGUAAAAUUUCAAAGCA